AACCACUAUAAAAAACAUAACCCCAUAAUAGACUAUUUACAUCUUAACAUAUAAUUGUUUAUUCUUUAUUAAAAUGGAAUAUAUCAUUGCAAACGUGGACGGCAUUAAAUUUGAUAUAGAAAUAGCUUUAGACGAACAAUAUGGAGCGUUGCCUUUACCAUUUCAUGGAAUGGACAAAUCUAUUACUGCAGUUUGUCAAUUUUAUACUUCACCAACGGGUUGUCUCAAGGGCCCUCUGUGUCCAUUUAGGCACGUUCGUGGUGAUCGUACUAUCGUAUGUAAACAUUGGCUUCGUGGAUUAUGCAAAAAAGGAGAUCAAUGUGAAUUCUUACACGAAUACGAUAUGACCAAAAUGCCGGAGUGUUACUUUUACUCGAGGUUCAAUGCGUGUCACAACAAAGAAUGUCCAUUUUUACACAUCGAUCCCGAGAGUAAAAUUAAGGAUUGCCCAUGGUACGAUCGUGGGUUCUGUAGGCACGGUCCUCAUUGUCGGCACAGACACGUCAGAAGAGUGUUGUGUACAAAUUAUAUAGCCGGAUUCUGUACGGACGGACCCAGCUGCAAAUACAUGCAUCCCCGUUUUGAGUUGCCUGUCCCACCCGAUCAAAAUAUCAAGGACCAGAAGAAGCCGCCAGUAAUAAUUUGUCAUUUUUGUGGCGAACACGGACAUAAAGCGUUACACUGCAACAAAAUCACUUCCGAUAAUAAGGAACUGGCUAAUAAGGACAAUUUCAAAGUUCCAACUGUUGCUAAUGCGGAAAGUAACGAAAGUAGCGGCCCUCCAACUCUUUACCAUAGAAUGAUACCGAAAAAAUUAGAAGAUGUUACUUGUUACAAAUGUGGAACUAAAGGACACUACGCGAAUAGAUGUCCUAAAGGACAUUUAGCAUUCUUGUCACAAACAAAAGGUUUAGGAGAAAUUGAGAAGAAGGACGAUGAUAAUGUAUAAGGAAAAACUGUACUUUUGUCAUGUAUUUAUAACAUAAUAAUAUCUUUAUAAUAA
Messenger RNA from Photinus pyralis (common eastern firefly), 1003 nucleotides. RefSeq names its product cleavage and polyadenylation specificity factor subunit 4 (gene Cpsf4). The record is from RefSeq and is a predicted model, not a curated record. Lineage: Eukaryota; Metazoa; Arthropoda; Insecta; Coleoptera; Lampyridae. Bases 74 to 949 code for a protein of 291 amino acids. Gene Ontology annotation, molecular function: zinc ion binding; RNA binding. The transcript is spliced from 2 exons.